CCUUCUUCCCGCUCUCACACACCAAAGCCAUGGUGAGUCAGACACGCUCUAACAGUAUCAAGUUUCUAUGCACCUAUGGCGGCAAGAUCCUGCCUCGCUCCUCCGAUGGCGCGCUCCGUUACGUCGGUGGACUCAACAGAGUCCUCGCCGUUGACCGCUCUGUAUCUUUUGCAGAGUUGAUGGAGAAAUUAGUUGAGUUCUGUGGAUUCUCAGUGACGUUACGGUGUCAGCUGCCUGGGGGAGAUUUGGAGACGCUAAUCUCCGUAAAAUCCGACGAGGAGCUAGCUAACAUUAUCGAUUUGUACGAUCUGUCUGCGCCAGGUUCGAAGAUCAGAGCCAUCCUCUCUCCUCCCAAAUCGAUCAAGCAAAUUUCUCCUACGCCAAGCCUCGUUUCCUCACCAAAAUCUCCGUUUACGGCCUUCGGUUCUCCACCGGCGCCGUUCUUUCCCUUUGUUCCAACAACUUCCUCCCCGCUGGUGCAAUAUCCCUUUGGAUUUUAUAUUCGAUGCAGAGAUGCUAGGAAGUCGUUCCCGGCCGCUUGUCACUGCAACCAUCGACAUUGA
This is a messenger RNA of Carica papaya (papaya), 563 nucleotides long. Its product is annotated as Octicosapeptide/Phox/Bem1p family protein. The record is from RefSeq and is a predicted model, not a curated record. NCBI's taxonomy places the organism in Eukaryota, Viridiplantae, Streptophyta, Magnoliopsida, Brassicales, Caricaceae. Gene Ontology annotation, molecular function: protein binding.